Trichoplusia ni (cabbage looper) is the source of this 803-nucleotide messenger RNA. Its product is annotated as formin-like protein 2. NCBI's taxonomy places the organism in Eukaryota, Metazoa, Arthropoda, Insecta, Lepidoptera, Noctuidae. The transcript has 7 exons. Bases 1 to 609 code for a protein of 202 amino acids. The record is from RefSeq and is a predicted model, not a curated record.
AUGCAAAUAGAAAUCCAUGAAUCAGUACCUAACCCUCCAACGACGCCAGCGCCUCCGAGACGAUUGAUACGCGUCGUCAAUCGCCAUCCUUUGAAACCCAUCAAGCGGUCGAAUGACAACUUUCCACCAGAAGAACCGAGCAAUGCAGCACCAUCAGUGCCACCGCCUCCUCCGCCACCACCACCACCGCCACCACCACCGCCUCCCCCGCCACCACCACCACCGCCGCCACCACCACCACCAGCACCACCCACACCGCCACCGCCACCAGCACCUGCAGUAACUUUAAGUCCACCAGAUCCAUUAAAAUUACCAGUUUACAUGGACGACUUGAGAAAGGCUUUAGAUGAGCUAGAACAGAAGAUCAUUCAAGGGACCUCAUCGCCUGCGGCAGGCAUAAGCACAAUAAUGGCACGAAAACAAGGUAACGGUUCUUGUAAUCAUGGUGUCCAGUUGCCACCGAGUUUAGCAAAUAACUCGCCACCAUUCAGAAACAUUGAUGAUAUCGUCCAAUUGUUAAAGAAAGCUGUACAAGUAGAACGGAAAAUACCGAAACCAACGGAUCAGAAUGUCGAGUGGGUCCAAAUCAAAAUUCCAAAGAAUUUGUAGAUGACAUAUUUUAUGCAAUUGAAUUAAAACCUUGUAUUUUUUAUUAAAAGUAUGUUUCAAAAGCUAAAAAUAAUGAAAAUUCCACCUUUUAAAGUAUAUUCCGUACACAAAUCUUUUUACGCACAAAUAUGCUCAAGGGGAAUCAGCUCUCCUAGUAGGAAAGUUUUCAAGAACAGUACUGAUAGUACACCAGA